AUGGCCAAAGAACCAGCUCGUGUUCUCGUCACCGGUGCCGCAGGACAAAUUGGAUAUGCUCUCGUACCAAUGAUUGCUAGGGGAGUUAUGUUGGGCCCCGACCAGCCAGUGAUCCUCCACAUGCUCGAUAUCCCACCUGCUGCCGAGGCUCUUAAUGGAGUUAAAAUGGAAUUGGUGGAUGCAGCUUUUCCUCUUCUUAAAGGUGUUAUUGCUACAACUGAUCCUGUCGAAGCAUGCACUGGCGUCAAUGUUGCUGUAAUGGUUGGUGGCUUCCCGAGGAAAGAGGGUAUGGAGAGGAAAGAUGUGAUGUCCAAGAAUGUCUCCAUCUACAAAUCCCAAGCUUCUGCUCUUGAGAAGCAUGCUGCUGCUAACUGUAAGGUUUUGGUUGUUGCCAAUCCUGCCAACACCAAUGCUUUGAUUUUGAAAGAAUUUGCGCCAUCCAUUCCUGAGAAGAACAUCACUUGCUUGACGAGGUUGGACCACAACAGGGCCCUUGGACAGAUUUCAGAGAGAUUGAAUGUUCAAGUAUCGGAUGUGAAAAACGUUAUUAUAUGGGGAAAUCACUCAUCGACACAGUAUCCUGAUGUCAACCAUGCUACCGUCAAGACUCCAGCUGGAGAGAAGCCUGUUCGUGAGCUUGGUACCUGGGUUUCCAUGGGUGUGUACUCUGAUGGCUCAUACAAUGUUCCAGCUGGACUGAUUUACUCCUUCCCCGUUAUUUGCAAGAAUGGUGAAUGGUCUAUUGUUCAAGGACUCUCCAUUGACGAGUUUUCCCGGAAGAAGUUGGAUUUGACUGCCCAAGAGCUCAGCGAGGAGAAGGCUCUUGCAUAUUCUUGCCUCCGUAGUCGCAUCGCCGCGAACAAAGCAGAUCUUGGCCGUUUUCCCGAAGGCCUUCAAUCAGAAUAUAUCGUCGGCUCUCUCCAGGAUUUAGUCCCCCCUUCGCACAGCCGCGCCGCGCCGCGACACGCCUCCGCCUGCUCAGUUCGACCCUUGGAGAUUGAACCGCCUAACCUUCGACCUUCUCUGCCUUCAACGAAGCGAGAAGGAAGGCACCCGCCCAAGCGGCAGUGCUUCCACAGGUCAGCUACAAUUGGUGGUUUCAGAUCUAGCAAGAUCCAACUUUCGGGUAGAUUUUUAGGAUAG
Molecule: messenger RNA, 1143 nt
Organism: Striga asiatica
Lineage: Eukaryota; Viridiplantae; Streptophyta; Magnoliopsida; Lamiales; Orobanchaceae
Source: the annotation of a GenBank genome assembly